This is a messenger RNA of Rhizophagus irregularis DAOM 181602=DAOM 197198, 749 nucleotides long. NCBI's taxonomy places the organism in Eukaryota, Fungi, Glomeromycota, Glomeromycetes, Glomerales, Glomeraceae. The record is from RefSeq and is a predicted model, not a curated record.
AAAAGGAAUUUGUUUAAUGUGUCAAGUACUAAUGAACAUAUCUUAUAUUUAUUAAUAAGUCUCAUAUGUAAGCUGUUGACGAAGAUUUAACUUAAAUUGUUAAAUGAAUGAGUUUGAUAUAUUAGACUUUAAUUUGUAUUUGUUGUGAUCUAAUAUUUUUUAAAGUUUCAGAUAUGAAUAUAACGAAAUUAAGUAUUAUAACAAAAUUAUAUAUCCCCCCUAAUUAUCCCUCAACUCUAUAUAAAAGAUCCUACGCCACAACCAAAUCUUUCAUACGUCCUAGAUUAUUUACUCAACAAAUAGUGUUAACUAAUGGAGCGACUUAUACAUUACGUACAACAUCACCAAAGCCAAGAAUCAAGUUAAUAAAAGAUACUAGAAAUCAUCCAUUAUGGAAUCCAUCUCAAUUAUCACAAGCAUUAGAUGAUGAUAGUGGUCAAUUAAGUAAAUUUAUUAAAAAAUUUGGUGACGAAGAAUAUGAUUUAGAAUUUAUGGAGAGUGAUGAAAAUUUACCUGUCUUAACAAGUAAUGAUAUGAAAAGUUCUGGUAAAAGAAAGAAGAAAUAGUAUAAUUGUUUGAAUUAAUGGAAUUAGGGACUAAUGAGUAUGCAUCUUUUGUUUUUUUUUGUUUAUCAAGUUUUUUGCGCAUCAAUGGAAUAAAAUGAUGUUAUGAAUUCAAAAGUAUAUUUUAAUAAUAUAUACAGUACAUACAAUAUAUUUUUUUUUGGUUAAUGCUAAUAAGUUUUUUUA